Messenger RNA from Kazachstania africana CBS 2517, 1611 nucleotides. RefSeq names its product Tpn1p (gene TPN1). The record is from RefSeq and is a predicted model, not a curated record. Lineage: Eukaryota; Fungi; Ascomycota; Saccharomycetes; Saccharomycetales; Saccharomycetaceae. Gene Ontology annotation, biological process: transmembrane transport. Gene Ontology annotation, cellular component: fungal-type vacuole membrane; plasma membrane. Gene Ontology annotation, molecular function: transmembrane transporter activity. The transcript has a single exon. Bases 1 to 1611 code for a protein of 536 amino acids.
AUGUCAACCAUGCUGCGGCUAAUGAAAAGGGUGUCGGAGCGUAUAGACUCCCUUGGUGUGGAAACAACAGGGAUUGAUAGAAUAUCGCCUUAUCAUCGAGGAACUAGGCGGAAGCAAUUUUUACAUGUUUCAGGCUUGUGGCUAAGUGCUACAGGUGGGCUAUCAUCAAUGUCAUCUUUUCUUUUGGGUCCACUUGUUUACAGUCUUACAUUCAAACAAAGUCUCGUGAGCGGUAUCAUUUCCAUGUUCAUCGGAUGUCUUGUUGCUGCAUAUUGCUCAAUAAUGGGUCCGCAAUCUGGGUGCAGACAGAUGGUUACCGCAAGGUAUUUAUUCGGUUGGUGGUUUGUUAAGUUUGUUGCAUUGGCAGCUAUUAUUGGCGUUAUGGGAUGGUCUGUAGUCAACUCCGUGGUCGGAGGAGAAAUGUUAGCGGCAAUUUCUGACGAUAAAGUUCCAGUUUCUAUUGGUAUCAUUAUUGUUAGUUGGACCUCAUUUAUUGUGGCAGUCUUUGGUAUCAAGCACGUAUUAAAAGUGGAAACUUACUUCUCACUUCCUGUUCUUCUUUGUUUCAUGCUAUUGUACAUCUCUUCUAGUGACAAAUUUUAUUUGCUGAAUAAAUUUACAAAUAAUGACAUUGCAUCAAAAACUAUAGAAGGUAAUUGGUUAAGUUUCUUUUCACUAUGUUAUAGUAUUACCGCCACAUGGGGGUCAAUCACUGCCGAUUAUUAUAUCCUAUUUCCAGAAGAUACACCCAAAUAUGAAGUUUUCCUACUAACAUUUUUUGGUACAUUUUUACCAACAACAUUUGUGGGUAUAUUGGGAUUGUCAUUGGCUGCUGUGGCCAUGUCUAAUGACACAUGGUACGAUCAGUACGAUAGACAUGGGAUGGGUGGUCUACUUUGGGCUGGAUUUCAAAGGUGGAAUGGGUUUGGUAAAUUUUGUGUGGUGGUGUUAUUACUGAGUUUAAUUUCUAAUAAUAUUAUUAACACAUAUUCAGCCGCCUUUUCUAUACAAUUAUCAAGCUUACAUUGUGCUAGAAUACCGCGUUGGUUCUGGUCAGUGGCUGUCACAGUUAUCUAUUUCAUUUGUGCAAUCGUUGGUCGUAAUCAUUUCAGUACAAUUUUGGGAAAUUUCCUACCAAUGAUUGGUUAUUGGAUUAGUAUGUACUUCAUACUAUUAUUUGAAGAAAAUGUGAUAUUCAGAAGACACUUCCUACAUUUAUAUACUAAAGAGUUUCCCCUGAUAGACAAUGACAAACAUGUCACCACCGUGGUGAGGACUCAUCAUCACAACGAUAAGAAAUCCGAUGUUGUGGAACAAGAGAUUACAAACAUACAUUUUUUGAAAAGAAAACAUUUGAAAUACAAACACAGAUACAAUUGGGACAAAUGGGAUGAUUAUGAAGUGUUAACUCAUGGAUAUGCUGCCACUGUCUCAUUUUUAAUUGGGAUAGUUGGUGUAGUUGUAGGUAUGGCACAGGUAUAUUGGAUCGGCCCAGUAGCACGCAAGAUUGGAGAGUACGGUGGUGACAUUGCCAUGUGGCUCUGCAUGGGCAUAUGUGGUGUUGUGUAUCCACCAUUAAGAUACAUCGAACUGAAGAGAUUUGGCAGGUAG